AUGGACACCAGCACUGCUCUUCCCCCAGACGAGAUAACGACCAUUUUCUACGUUGGCCACCAUGAAACCGAUCGAACAGAAAAUGUCUCUUACGACGUGCUCAGUCAGGCGCAGGGCCUGGGCUACGACUUCCUGACUGUCCCCAUCACCACGCCGGCCUUCCAUACCAGUGUCGUGAGCCUUGUGAAGGACUACAAGCAGCGAAUAAGCCAAUCUGACUCACGGGAACUGCCCCUGCCCUUGAUCCCGCCCCUAACACCACAGGACUCGACGUUGACGCCCGACGACAGCAAUAGCCUAAGGGUGGCCGUCGUCAGCCCAUGGAUAGACCUCGGGUCCUCGGAUCCUGUCAUCGCUCAUAUCAGCCGUCAAGUCCUCAAUCUUGAGGUAGCGUACGCCGCCUUCUGUGGUGUCAGCAACGUUCUUGUGUACGCACCGACAGAAGAAGCAGACGCGGUCGGGUACGGCAGAGCAGUGCAAGAGGCCCUCGGCUUGGGGCCGUACGUCCAGCUGCACGUGUUGUUGCCAAUGAGUGGCGAGCUCGAGACCGAUUAUCCCUACGGCGAGCAUUUGUCGGAACUUGCAGCUCCGCCAGACUUUGACGCGGACGAGGAUGAUUCUACCGCGAAAGACGAGUACGAUGUGUGGGCUACGUGGGACACGAUCAGGUCGUUGUGUAGCUACAGUCAGAAGCUGUGCUUAGCCCUCGAAGUCCAACGCCAACUCCCAUGUCUCGACCUACAAUGUCGGUGGUAUUCCGAACCUGUCCGGCUGCUGGUCUUCCCAAGAACAACCUUCAUCCGUAACGCCAAAGGCUACCCGGUUCUAUCCAAGCCCCACCAACAACUCAUCUCGCGCUUCGCACGCCUCCGCUUUCCUCCAUGGAUGCUGCUCAGCGAUGUCGGCACCCUGUUGGGUGCCGUUGACAUUCCAGCACGAACUUCACCAGAGCCGACACCAGCAGAAGCAACGUCGAAGACGAAAGAGAAGCCGAAAGAUCCAGUGCCGCAUCUACGCUACCUGCGACAUCUUCAGCAAAGUCAGCCACCUCGUCCACCUAUAGAACGAUUCGGUCAAGGGUAUCAGGACUACCUGCAAUCUCCCCUCCAGCCGCUGACCGACAACCUGGAGUCCGUAACGUAUGAGGUAUUUGAGAGAGAUCCUGUGAAGUAUGAGUGGUACGAGCGAGCCAUCGCCGUAGCCUUAAAAGAUCUACGAGAAACGGUCGAAGACGCAAGACCGAUUGUGGUAGCAGUCGCUGGUGCCGGAAGAGGUCCCCUCGUCACUCGCGCCCUCCAAGCAAGUGAGUCCACUGGCGUAGCAAUCGACUGCUGGGCCGUGGAAAAGAACCCAAACGCCUACGUCCUUCUCCAACGCCGCAACGCCACCGACCCCCUUUGGUCCAAUAGCGUCCAUGUCGUCAAAUCCGACAUGCGCCACUGGCCCGGCCCAUCCAACCCCAACGGAGAAGCAGGCAAAGUUGACAUCCUCAUCUCCGAGCUCCUAGGCUCCUUCGCCGACAACGAGCUCUCCCCCGAAUGCCUCGACGGCGUACAACACAUCCUCCACCCCUCCCACGGCAUCAGCAUCCCGCAGAGCUAUAGCGCCCACCUCACUCCCAUCGCCACCCCGCGCAUCCACAGCGAUCUCCUCCUCCGCAGCGGCGGUGGGGGGGAGAAAUGGGAUAUCCCGUACGUCGUCCUGCUGCACCAAUACGACUACCUCAGCCUCUCGCCCGCUUCCUCACCAGAGUCCCGUACGCCGAACGUCCAGCAAGCCUGGUCCUUCACCCACCCCACCUCCCCACAAACACUCACCCACGCACGCCUCCGCGCAGGCGGGGGCGCAGGAGCCCCAGGCAGUGUCGGUGGGGACGGCAGCAACGAGCAUAAUUCCCGCAGCUGCAGGAUAAGUUUCACCUGCGCGAAGCAAGGCGUCUGCCACGGGCUAGCGGGAUAUUUCGAGACAGUGCUGUAUUCCAGCGCGCGGACAGGGGAGAAAGUGGAAUUGUCGACGAAUCCGGUGACGAUGGAGAGCAAGAGUCAGGAUAUGAUUUCUUGGUUUCCGAUUUUCUUUCCAUUGAAGACACCGGUAUACGUUCCUAAAGGAGGCGAGAUGAUGGUGCACAUGUGGCGACAGACAGACGACAGGAGCGUGUGGUACGAAUGGGUGGUCGAAGUAUACGAUACUGCAGGGGGGAAGAGAAGAAAAGUAGGUAUGUCGGAGAUGGGUACGAGUCGAAAGAAUGCAUGCUUGAUGUAG
Molecule: messenger RNA, 2262 nt
Organism: Saxophila tyrrhenica
Lineage: Eukaryota; Fungi; Ascomycota; Dothideomycetes; Mycosphaerellales; Extremaceae
Exons: 3
Coding region: 1-2262 (753 amino acids)
Biological process (GO): regulation of DNA-templated transcription; peptidyl-arginine N-methylation
Cellular component (GO): nucleus; cytosol
Source: RefSeq, a predicted model, not a curated record